This is a messenger RNA of Penicillium taxi, 1056 nucleotides long. RefSeq names its product transcription factor IIF subunit TFG2. The record is from RefSeq and is a predicted model, not a curated record. Gene Ontology annotation, biological process: transcription by RNA polymerase II; transcription initiation at RNA polymerase II promoter. The coding region runs from base 1 to 1056 and encodes 351 amino acids. Lineage: Eukaryota; Fungi; Ascomycota; Eurotiomycetes; Eurotiales; Aspergillaceae. The transcript is spliced from 4 exons. Gene Ontology annotation, cellular component: transcription factor TFIIF complex.
AUGGCCCAGAUCAAGCCUGACCCAGAUUAUAUCAAACCCGAUCCCGAUGAUAAGGACAUAGUCCUCCGCGAUGCCGACGAUGAGGACAUCUAUGAAGAUGCAGGAGACCUGGAUUUUUCGCUGGCGAAUCAAGAUCUGUGGCUCUCACGAAUUCCGCGGCAGUUAUGGGAAAAUUGGGCGAAUCUAGAUGACGACGAGGAAAUCGAAGUUGGAGUGAUGAGAGUUGAAGGUGAACUCAAUGAUAUCAAGCGGGUCAGCUUGCGAAUCCACGCUCGCCCCGACAACGAAGACAUUCCCAAAGACUACAUCCUGCAGCAACAAACAGUGAACUCCACAAACGCCUCUCAUAUGACACAGAACACAUAUCUUUUCACUGAAAAGGAUGUUCCGGGAGCAGAAAAUCGAAUGGCAGUGUUUGGCGAAACCCGUUCUGCUUUAUACGAGGCCAUGAAGCGUGACGCUCGUCGACGGGAACAGGGCAAGAAGUGGGAGCCGUAUGUGCGGAAGACUGUUCCCAAACAAACGGCGCUUCUUGGACAGGUCAGCCACGAGUUCAACUGCCUACCGGUGGAGAAUGAAGAGUUCCGACGAAUUUCAGAGGCCCGGGCCCUGGAGGCCUUAAAGCCCAAAAAGGAAACCGUCUUCAUUGAUAAGAUCCCCGGUAGACUCAUGCAGGCGCGUCAUGCCCUCCCAGUGGAGAAUACCUUUGUUCAAGCCACAAAGCCCCUCAAGGGCAAGUCACAAGAAAACAAGUCGAUCCGUAUGCCGCAGAACGAGCUUCUGGACAAGAUUUUCGAACUCUUCCGCCAAUACCAAUAUUGGCCGUUUAAACGCCUCAAGGACAAGCUGCAACAACCCGAAUCUUACCUCAAGCAGACCCUGGAGAUGGUCGCGCAUUUGGUUAAAUCCGGUGAUUUCGCCAUGACUUGGGAGCUAAAGCCAGAAGCGCGAGAGAGCAACUACGCUUCAACUGGCGUCAAGGCUGAACUACCGCCGGGCGCUGACAGCUUUGAGGAUGGUUCGGAGGAUGAGGUUAUGGCCUCUGGAGAUGAUUAA